AUGAUUCUCCAGCAUGGACGCGUGCCAUUUGGCCGAACUACCCUCCUCGCGUACAACGUCUCCACCUUAUACGCCUACAGUCUUACGCAGAAGGUGGAAGAUGACGACGACGACGAAGGUGGUACGAACCCGCUAAUCUGGGAAAUUGCCACACAUAGAGCCAUUGCUGUCAUGGCUGGUAUUCUGUGGGGGUUGUUUGUCUGCCGUGUGGUAUGGCCGAUCUCAGCUCGUAAGAAGUUCAAGGAGGGCAUCUCUGUCCUCUAUCUGCAGAUGGGUCUGAUUUGGAAGAGAGGUCCGUUGGCGAUUCUCCUUCGAAGUGACUGCACCAGGUCAUAUCUCAAGUCGGGCGAACAAGCGGCCCUGCAGCGAUAUGCCUCUCGGCUGGAAACUCUUCGUGACUCAGCUAUCCACGAGUUCGAGCUGCGAGGGCCGUUCCCUUAUGAUGCUACCGGCCGAGUCAUGGCCUGCACGCGCCGUCUUCUAGAUGCGUUUUAUGCCAUGAGUCUAGUCACGCAACGGAGGGGCCAUCUAACAGAUGGCGAGAGAGCCCUUCUCCUUUUCACGGCGCAGGAGCGUGCUCUUCUGUGUGACCGCAUCUGCCAUGUGUUCCAAGCUUUAGCUUCUUCAAUUAUGCUCGAGUAUCCUCUUUCAGACGCGAUCCCGAGUGUCAGUGGAACGCGGGAUAAACUCCUGGGCAAGAUCUUCCAGUUUAGGAAGGAUCAUGCUGCGGCACUCGCAGCUAAAGAAGCCGAUAAGAACGGCGAGGCGACCGGUAAGAGUAACGGAAGAGGGUAUAAGAGCGGCAGCCUUGCCGGCCAAGUGGUAGUUGAGGAGCGAGACUAUGCUUUGCUAUAUGCGUAUGCCUUGGUCACUGGCCAAGUUGCGGAAGAGCUGAAGGUUGUGGAGAAGGAGAUUGAGGGCUUGUUCGGCGUUCUCGAUGAGGAGUCUCUGUUGUUGCAAUAA
Molecule: messenger RNA, 963 nt
Organism: Phaeoacremonium minimum UCRPA7
Lineage: Eukaryota; Fungi; Ascomycota; Sordariomycetes; Togniniales; Togniniaceae
Product: putative ribosomal protein l19 protein
Exons: 1
Coding region: 1-963 (320 amino acids)
Source: RefSeq, a predicted model, not a curated record